UCAAUAUUUCUCCCCAUCUAAUGAACUGUAUUCCUCUCAAUAUUUUUUGAAGCACAAAUUCUCUUGUCUCUCUUUCUUUCUCUGCCUCCAAUCCCAAUAUUCUCUUCCCUUCUCUCCUUCAUUUGCACCAUUCAAAAGCCCGAAACAUUCUUCUUCUUCUUCUUCUUCUUCAACAAACCAAUAGCAUAAACACGUGGCCUGACUCUUCAAAGCUCUACCAUCUCUUGGGUACGCAGUUGUAUUAAAUAUUUGGAGGGAGGGAGAAUUUUGUCGUAGUGAUCAUACCGGCUUGAACAGAUUGCCUUCGGUGGAGGCGUAGGAUACCUGUGGUUUAAACCAAAAAAAAGAAGAAGAAGAAAGCUCUAGCCUCUCACGUUGAAACUCUCAUGCCAUUCUCUCUUCACUUACCCACCAAUCACCCAUCAUGGAACCUUCCAAACCCCAAGCAACCAACACCCACUAAGCAAAACCUCAUUUUUCGGCGAUUCCCGGUCUUUUCCUCGCUCAGAACCUCCCUCGACUGCGUCUCCGAUGGAGGCGUCGAGAAGGGCUCUUCUUCGAAGCCAAUUCGGCUCCCAUUCGUGGUGAGGAGCCCCGCCAGUGUCUCGAGAUUCUUCUGGACCGGAAACUGCUUGCAGGUCGUGAGCGUCGACGGCGGCGGCAGUGCGGCUUCUGACGUGAGUUUUGAUGAUAGGUGGCUGAGGGCGUUUGGCUCUGUUGUGUGGGACUUCUUCAUUCCGAGAGGAGUCACUGGGAACUAUGUGGAGUAUGUCAAAUGGAAGCUUCUUCAUCGUGUUUUCAGCUCCGCGCUUCAAGUGCUUGCCACUCAGGCAAUGUUUACAGCCAUGGGAGUUGGAUUCUCCAAUUCCCUUCCAUCAGCUGCUGCCCUUAAUUGGGUCUUAAAAGAUGGUCUUGGACGACUAAGCAGAUGCAUAUACACUGCUAGCCUAGCAUCUGCUUUUGAUACAAAUUUAAAGAGGGUUCGGUUCACUACAUCUGUCCUUUUUGUUGCAAGCAUUGGACUUGAGUUACUUACUCCUGCAUUUCCUCGUUGCUUCCUGCUUCUUGCAACUAUUGCCAAUAUUUCUAAACAAAUAAGCCUGGCUUGUUACUUAGCGACUCGGUCAGCUGUUCAUCAAAGUUUUGCAAUAGGAGACAACCUUGGUGAAAUUUCUGCUAAGGCACAGAUUCAAACAGUGUGCUUUGACAUCCUUGGUCUUAUGCUUGCUGCACUUGUUAAUCUGUGGAUAGAGAACCAUCGAAGACAACAAGCAGGUCUCCAUUACUUUAUUUAUCCCUUUUUUGCUGCUAUGGACCUUUUUGGGAUUUAUCAAGGACUAAAGACUGUCCAUCUGCAAACCUUGACUAAGGAUAGGCUUGAAAUUAUUCUGAGCACUUGGAUUGAGUGUGGAUAUGUGCCAUCCCCUGCAGAGGUGAGCGAGAAAGAAGGAAUUAACUUUCUGGGAGUGAAAGGUAAAAGCUUGUGGCCAAUUAGAAUAGGGUGCCUAAAUCCCAAGGACCAAGUACCCAAGUGGUCAAUGAAGACAAUACAAUGUAUAACAGAUGAGGAUUAUUACUUUGUGUGCGCUGAGAUCUUCGAUGGAUUAAGAAGAACCGGAAAGCCGUCUAUCCUUCUUUCCAUACGUGAAGGAGCCAAAGCAGUACAUAUAAUCAUGGGUUUGCUGCAGGCUUGCUACAUCAGAAAGGCUCUACUCUUGAACAGUACUAGGUGGGAGAUUAUUAUAGAGGAAAGCCAUGCAUCAGACUCAACAAUGGAGGAUUGGUCUGUAAUUGUUGAGGAUGCCAAGAGAUCUACAGAAAGGGAUAUGUCUAAUUUGAUUGAACAAAUGGUGGGAAAGGGUUGGAUGGUGAAGAACAUUCUAUUGUCAACACAAGAGCAGACUCGAUACAGUUUUGUAUGUGAUUAAUGAUAGUUUUCAAAAUUUGGCUGGCUCCUUUAUUCAAUGGGAGUGUUUGGGGAUACGAUACCAUUCAUUUUGAAGAUUAGACUAAAGAAUAAGGUAAAAAAUGUGUUGUAUAUUCAUAACUUUCAUUAUAACCAAAAAAUAUAUUCAUAAAUCAUAAUUAAUCUUCUGCUGGAGGGUGUUUUUAAGCCCAUACACUGAUUAUGUAAUGAGUACCUGAAUUGUAUUAUUAUACAUUUACACAGAAAAAAGGGCUAUGCUCUUCUUUUCUUAUUGUUUAUGUAACUUGUAUUAUCUGUG
Molecule: messenger RNA, 2225 nt
Organism: Glycine soja
Lineage: Eukaryota; Viridiplantae; Streptophyta; Magnoliopsida; Fabales; Fabaceae
Product: protein root UVB sensitive 4-like
Exons: 10
Coding region: 387-1928 (513 amino acids)
Source: RefSeq, a predicted model, not a curated record